Molecule: messenger RNA, 1964 nt
Organism: Patella vulgata (common limpet)
Lineage: Eukaryota; Metazoa; Mollusca; Gastropoda; Patellidae
Product: innexin unc-9
Exons: 2
Coding region: 162-1391 (409 amino acids)
Source: RefSeq, a predicted model, not a curated record
AUCUACAGCGAAUAAAAGCAAUGCCCUUUGAUUGUUGUGAAGUUAUAGUCAGUCCUGAAAUCAUGUAAUAUAUCAAACCAGAUCGUAUAAUUAAGGUUGAUCCUAUUAGACUGACUAGCAGGAAAACAGUAUGCUCCGAUGAAGAUCCGGAUUACCAGAGAAUGGUUUUUGAUGAGUUAAAAUCGUUGUUCCAGCCGCAAAAAAGAACCAACGAUGACCUCAUCGACAGAUUAAGUCACCAUUGGACCGUUUUAAUACUCGCCAUCUUUGUAAUCAUCAUCUCUACCAGCCAAUAUGCCGGUGAUCCAAUACACUGUUGGUGUCCAGCUGAAUUCUCAGAGGCAUAUGUGGAUUAUGCCGAAGCUGCAUGUUGGGUAGAGAAUACAUAUUAUAUACCAAUAGACGAAACAGUACCUGUUGAUCCUGGCCCAAGAAAGAAUGCCCAGAUUCAGUAUUACCAAUGGGUGCCAAUAAUACUGGCGUUCCAGGCAUUUUUGUUCAAACUACCCAACAUUAUCUGGAAAAUGCUACAUGAAUAUUCUGGCAUUAAUAUAGACAAGGUAGUGAAACUAGCCGACAACACAGCAGUGGUAUCCACAAAGGACAGAGAGGAAACCAUAAAUAAUUUGGCGUACUAUGUUACACGCUGGCUCGACAAUUCCAAACAACAAAGGCGAGCAAAAAUGAUCAAAGGAAAAUACAGUGUUAUUAAAUGGUGCUUCUGGAACAAACAUUCUGGAAGGUGUUUAACUUUCUUUUACUUGUUUACUAAAUUGCUGUACUUACUCAACGUGGUUGGGCAGUUCUUUUUAUUAAGCGCCUUCGUGGGUUACCCGUUCCAUAGGCUUGGAAUUGAUUUCGCUUCCAAAGCAAUCACCGAGUCUAGCUUUAGUGGUAUUACAAAAUUUCCACGAACUACUCUGUGUGAUUUUAAGAUUCGGCAGCUGUCAAAUGUCCAAACAUGGACAGUUCAAUGUGUAUUGUCCAUUAAUUUAUUCAACGAAAGAAUUUUUUUAUCUAUUUGGUUUAUCCUGGUUGUGAUAUCGUUGUGCAUAAUCUGUGGUCUCUUAAGGUGGAUUUUUGAUACGUUUUAUAUGAAAACCAAAGAAUCGUUUGUAAAGAGUUACAUGGAGACUCUAGAACACAUAAAUGACGACGAAGAUAAGAAGCUCCUUAAGAGGUUUCUCUCUAGUUUCCUGGGUUUUGAUGGCCUUUUUAUUCUAAGGAUCGUGUCACAGAAUUCUUCCGACAUCUUUGCUGGAGAUCUAACCCUGAGACUUUGGGAAAAAUAUAAACAUUCCCAGGAUGAUUUACCAAAUGCAGAUUUAGGCAUGGAUGAGAAAUCACUAUCUAAAAUGAGUGGCAUGGACAAUGUGUCAGAAGACAUGUAGAUCACUUUAAAGAAUUAGUUUGCUUGAUUACGAGGAUGCUUCUUAUUUAUAUGAUAUUAAUAUUUAAGAAUGGAAAUGAAAUAGGUUUAAGCGUCCUACAUUUUUUGCACCAACCGGCAUCAAGAGGGACGUUUAUGCCAAACAAUGGCGUUUCUAGAUCGAGUUCUAGUUAAGGUGGAGGUUGAAGGCCGGUCAGAAUGUGGAAAAGUGGACCCGUAUCGAACUGAAAAAGCCAUAUCUCUAAAACCCAUCAGCCGAGGAAAAGUGUUUGGGACAUUCGUAAGCCCCAGUGGGAUUACUGCAUUAUAAAUGCUAUUCAUUUAUAAAGCCGUCUUUGUUGAUGGCAAUUUGAACAGACUUUGAAAUCCAAACAUGUUUAGCGAAUACACCUUUUAAUAUCUUGAAAUCUGGGAAAUACUUGUGUAGUGGCCCAAACAUUUCAUGAACCAGCAGAAAAACCGUUAGAGGAAACCCCAAUGUAAAAUUUUAAUUCAAUGCUUAGAUUGCUUACAGAUAAAUUUGCUUUAACAUAGGAAGUUAUUAUAGUUUUAAUACAAUUUUUUUAAAAAUAAA